GGGAGCCUGUCUACCAAUACGCAAUUUCUCCUAGGGGAGAAAUAAAGUAUGUUCUGAUCUAUAUAUAUAUAUGUCUAUGAAUGAAAUGACUGCAAAGGAGUACUUUCCUUUGAACAGAACGUUCUUUUUGGACUACUGUACACCCUGCAGAGGAGCAGAAACAAAGCAGCUGUGUAAAGAAACCUCUGACUCAGGACGAUGUUCAGCUUUUGGCUGCAAGCUGCAGUCAUUAACGGAUUCGUAGGAAGUCCUUUUCCACGCAGGCCUAGUAAAAAAAAUACUGUUUCCUGAGGGGGUGGGUUCCGUUCGUUUCCCGGCAAAACUGAUUCCAGAAAUUCCCUGAAUGUGGGGGAAGUGCGACCACCUCUCUCCUAAUAUGGUAAAAGUUUCCGCUUGGAAAAGCCUGGAGCCCUUCACGGGUUGUGGGAAACGGCGGUUACGGUUUUCAGGUUGUCGCAAAGGUUUACACCUGGAAACAGAUUUAUCUCAGGAAAUGUGUAACUGUCUGGCAAUCACCACGAGUUUUAGUCUGUUCGGCGCCAUCUUGGCGGAACACUUGAGCGUCUUUUGUUUACAUGCCGGCUAAGUGAAACUAACAAACAGCAAGUGAAGGUAGCCUAUGCCAGCUUUAGUAUUAACGGGGCCGUUUAAAAUAAAGAGAAACCGAAAGAAGCUGCUGCGUCAUGUUGCAUCAUCAUCAUCAUCAUAAUCAUCAUCAUCUGCCGGGAGUCAACCCGCCUGCACUCAAAACUGGUCGGAGCAGCUGACUGAGCAGUCCUCACACAGCAUCAGCAGCAGCUCACCGAGCUACCUGCAGAACCAGGUGGGUCGGCCUGACUCACCCUGCUAGGCUGGAUGUGUGCUGAUCCGGACCGGGUGAAAGUCAGUCCUGCUGGAGGAGAAACAUGCCCCUGCUGUUCAUGGACACCGGGUGUGAGCUGAGCAGCCCCUGCGGCUCCCUGUCAGCGGACGAGUGCAGCAGCAGCACCUCUGCUCUGGAGAGAGAAGGCGAGGGGAACCGGCCUCGACCCAGAGUGACAAAAAGGCGAGAAAAGAACCGAGACGCGGCGAGGAAAAGCCGGCGUAAACAAACGGAGAGAGCUGAUGAGCUGCACGAGGAGCUGCAGAGUCUUGAGCAAUCAAGUUCAGCUCUGCAGAAGGAAAUUGCAAAGCUGAAGAAAGAACUUCGCCUCUAUGAGACGGCGCUGGAACGCCACAAACCUCACUGCCGCCUAAAGGACGCCACUUCAUCCCCAGCAGAUCUCAAAACCAGCUCCGGUCCUCUGCAGGACUCGUCCUCCUUAAGCACCAGCGUGGGUUUAAAAGCCUUCAGUGACCCUGAAAAGACUCGCCUCCCGUCUUCAUCUUCCUCUCCAGCAGCAGCAGCAGCAGCCGCAGCAGCAGCCUCGUCGGCUAAACUCCUCGUUACCUCGUCCUCAUCCACGUCUUCCUAUUCUGCCUCUUUCUUCACACAUUCAGCUCCUCAUUCUUUGUUUUGUGAACCGCCUCCCAGCUUCGUUCCCUCCACAGCAGCUCAGCUACUGACCAACAACACUAACACAACCGCCUCAGCAUCUCAAAGCAGUUCCUUUACAGACGAUUCAUUUUUAAGAACCCUCAGUUCUUCCUUUGCAGCUCCACCGGCAGUGCAUUCCUCCUCAGAGGUCCAAAACACAGCUUUACCGAAACCAAGCAGUCCCAGGAAUCUGCCUCAGUUUCCUCCCUGCAGGUUCAGUGGAAGCAAUGCUGCGACCUUAGUGACCUCUCCUCCUGCUGCUCCUCUAGCCUCCAUCGAAGGUUACGAUCAACAGGUUUCUCCGGCUCCCGAGUCUCUGCUGUCCCUGCUCACCGUGCCCAGCCCUCUGAAUCACUGUCAGACCAGCUGUCCUGCACCAGCACCGGCCGCCUCUAAAGACAUGUCUCUCUCUGAGCUGCUGGAGGUCAACGAGUGGAUCCUGAGUGGCUUCGGUAACCAGUAGCAUCACAGAACAGCUGUUUAUUUUUAUUACAUUGAGAGAAGUCCAACUGUAAGACACAACCAACGUCUCACACUGCAAAAACAAAAAAUCUCACUAUGUAUUUUUGGCGCACUUUCUAGUGCAAACAUCUUAGUUAACUUUAAAUAACACAAAAUUAACCUACAAGUUACAAUUCAGAAGAAAUGGGAGCUUAUCACUUAAAGUUGUUUUGCAUCAAACCCUAUUAGGUUUUUAUAGCUUGGAGUCGUCAUAUAAUCCCAACAAUAAGAUCAUUUUCUAGUCAUUUUUACCAGGGAUGUCAAUAAUAGUAAACAACCUUAAAAUAAAAAUCAUUUUUAUUUCAGCAGUAUAAUUUUCCACUUAGAUAUUCAGUUACAGUAAUGCCAGAAAAAACACUUUUCUGCUCUACCAUCACAAAUGUAAAUAGGAAUAAAGUUUGCUAAAGUCCUUCUUGGGGGGCUGCAGAGGGAACAUAUCACCCGGGGUCCCAUUUAUGUAAGAACCGCCCCUGGAUAGAGCAGAAAAAGCUCUAUCCUGGUAUUGUACUUGUAUUAUUGAUCCGAUAAAAGAUCAAGUUACUUUAAAUAUUUCACACAUUUUCCAAGGCUGCCAAGAAAUACGUCUGUAUCUGAAAAUGUUGGCUGGUAAUAAAUGAGUGAAGCUGCAGCUGUCAAAGAAUGAAUCAACUUAACAAAAGAAGGAUGAUGCAUCGAUCAGCUCCUGUGUCAGGCCUUUGCCUGAUUUUGUUCCUGUUCUGUUUUGAGCAAAACUUCUUCAUUUGUCCUCCGUUUGAGCAGAGAGUACUCCUUUGGUCAGAGACCUCCAGAAAGCAAGAAAAACGACUCAUCAGGAUCCAUUUAAGAGAUUUCAAAACUUAUUGGAAGGAAUCUAUAAACACAGUAUGAUUUUUGAGAAAGUUUUGCACAUAAUAAAAUCAAAACAAAGAGUUUUAUUUCUGUCUAGUUUGCCAAAAUCUAGAGAAGAAAAAUACGCCAAACACCAGAUUUGCUUGGCGCCUUUUGCGAUCUCAGAGGUUCAGUUAAUUUUCUCAGAUAAUACUCUUUACUCCUAACAAUCGAUUAAUCUACCGCUUAUUCUGACGAUUAAUCGAUUAAUCGGAUAAAAAAGUUGGCACAUUCUGCAGAUUUUUCAUCAAAGUCUUUUUUAUACAACAUUCGAAAUACAUUAGAGUAUUACAAUUAACAUUUUAUUGCCUAAAAUGCAAUAACACAGCAUUCCUUUAGUGAACACUUGAUUAUUUGUAGCAAAUGAUGCAUCUGCAGCUAAAAAAAAUGCUUGCAACAUGUGAAAAGCUCAACUAUUUCUGCUUGAUUUAGCUUAUAUACAGUGUAGAGAUGAUCUAUUGAUUAUUUGUUGGAUGAACAGAUUAAUAAUUGAACAGAAAAGGUGCUUAAUAGGAGAAUUUGAAUUAAAUGGAGCUAAAAUUAUGUUAAUUGAGGAGUUCUGGGUAGAACGCAUUUACAGACAGAUUUUUUAUCUUAAGUGCAAAAUGUAUGUAUUUUUGUAAAGCUUUGGUUUAUUCACUGCUCUGUGUCGUUCUUUCAUCAAAAAGUCUCUUUUUUGAGUCUCUUUACUCCAGUUAACAAUUAUUUCAGUAAUCGAUAAAUCGUUUCAGCCCUAAUAUUUCUUAAACCGGAUUUUCUUUUUAGCGGCAGCGGACUGAACUGAUGGCCCCUGAAAUCUGCCGCUUACGCCAGGACUCAAACUCUGCAACAUCAACUGAACUGAGUCACUCUGUUUCUAAGAACUACAGAUAAAUCGGUCCUGGUCGUCAGCUGUUUCUUAAUUUAAAAAGAAACUGCUGGUUCUGUAACCUUUUGAGUCCAAGCCGGCAGAGGCUGCGCUUCAUGGAAAUGUAAUCUGUAGUACUAUUUGCGUCAGAAGCUCCCAAACUGAACCAGGCAGCUGUGGCUGCAUAUUUUGUAAACUUGUUUUUGUAUCCGUGGGAUUUGUCUUCUCUGUCUGCUGCUUUCUUAUUUCUACACUGCAAAAUCCAGUUCCUCGAACACUACAGUGUGUUUUAUUUCUGCAGUGCGAUCUGAACUAAUCUGGUUUCAGUCGUUUUGUCUGUGCUGCUGUGGGCUGAAGCAGGUACCAGAUGUAAAUGUGGCGGUGAAGAAACCUUCAGGCUGGUCUGACUCAUGACUCGCUCCAGCAGCCGACACACGCAGGGCGCCGCGCUGAGCUGACAUGCAACACCGAACACGCAGCAAUCCCACCAGGAUGUUUGUUUAAUCAUGUCUCAGGUCUUAAAACACGUUUUGCAUCAACAUGUUUUUCCAAAUUUUGCAUAAGUAUGAGAUUAACUGCCAGUCGCCAGCAUACAUAACAAAUAUUUAUUAUUUUCUGAAUAUUUAUCUUUUUGAAUGCCAGUUUUGGCCACAAAAAGUGGAUUUUAUCACCGGGUUUUUCUGAGGAGGCAAUAAUAAUAAUAAUAGUAACUUUAGAACAUCAGCAAAAGUUUUAUGUUUUAGAAAGUUGUUGCUAGUAAAAGUAGAAAACAGAGUAAACGGCUCCACCUGUGGGCCAAGGACACAAAGUGUGACCUUUUAAAGAUAAAUCAACAUUUAUCAGCUUCAGUCCUCAAAUAUCAAAUAAUAUUCUGAUUUUUAACCUCCUGAAUGCCUGUUUUAGCAGUUCAACUAGAUUUUUUUUAAACACAAAGUUUUUUCUUUCCUCUCUUAAAUAUUCAAAUUGAAUUUUGAGAGGUUUGGUAGUUUCCGGUAAUUAAAAAAAAACAACUAGGUAAAUAAAUUGCUUAAUCUGGACACAAAAAUGCUCUGUUGCACACUGCAGGAGAAAUAAUUUAUAUAACUUGUAUUCUCCAUUUUCUUUUAUUAAUGAUCUUGGUGUCAGCUCCCUUCAAACGUAGCGGAAAUGAUCAUGAUUCUGAUCUAUUUUUACUUUGGAAACUAAUUAUAAAGUCAUCAGAAAGUUGAUUUUCCCAUCCAUUAUUACACAUAAAAACAAAUGUACCUUGUGGAAAAUAAUAAAACAUAAAAAUCUGAAGGGAUUUCAACAUGAGGGAAUAAAAGAAGCAACACAGAUUGUUCAGUUUAGCUCAAAAAAGCUCUUGAAGGAGAAACGUCUCUUAAAAAAAUUACAUUUUUACACAUUUUAUGCAUUUUUUUUGCAUCAACUCAACCCAAGUCAAACAGGUUAUGAAUUUAAUGUUAGAUCUUCUGAGGAUUGGAGAGGAAAACAUUCAUGCUCUAGAUAAAACAGCCAUGUUGGAUGAAUGUUAUUUUUCUAUUUAUGCUCUUCUGAUUUAUAUGUCAUUACUUUUAUUUUAAAGAUUGUCUUACAAACCAGAAGUUGCCAAAAAAUGCUGAAUGAGUUUAGUUUGGGUGAAUGAGAGGGUUUUUAGGGACCAUUUAGUAAUUUAACGAUUAUCAUGCUUUGGAUGAAAAUGCUGCAUUAACUUUGUUUUUCACUUAAUUUCAACUUUUAAUUUACUUUUUCUUACAUCUAGGAAAAGGCCAGUGCUUUUAUUUAAAUGACGAUUUAGAUUUCUCUAAUGAUUCAUGUUGAUUCUGUCUCUGUAAUUAAAUAUAAAAUAUAGAGUUUAUGCAUUUAUAUAUAUAUAGAUGGAGAGAGGAAAUAUAUGAAUUUAUUUGAACAAUUUAGUGUGUUUUUAAGAUGUGUGUAUUUAUCAGAUGUAUUUAUGCUGUGGUAGUGUAUUUUUGUGUAAAACAAUGCAAAAUAAAAGUUUUUUCUUUAAUGCA
Xiphophorus couchianus (Monterrey platyfish) is the source of this 5725-nucleotide messenger RNA. It is a transcript of the gene batf2, whose product is annotated as basic leucine zipper ATF-like transcription factor 2. Gene Ontology annotation, cellular component: nucleus. The record is from RefSeq and is a predicted model, not a curated record. Gene Ontology annotation, molecular function: RNA polymerase II cis-regulatory region sequence-specific DNA binding; DNA-binding transcription factor activity, RNA polymerase II-specific. Lineage: Eukaryota; Metazoa; Chordata; Actinopteri; Cyprinodontiformes; Poeciliidae. Gene Ontology annotation, biological process: regulation of transcription by RNA polymerase II. Bases 906 to 1979 code for a protein of 357 amino acids. The transcript has 3 exons.